Molecule: messenger RNA, 741 nt
Organism: Eurytemora carolleeae
Lineage: Eukaryota; Metazoa; Arthropoda; Copepoda; Calanoida; Temoridae
Product: tropomyosin-2
Exons: 9
Coding region: 130-708 (192 amino acids)
Biological process (GO): muscle contraction; actin filament organization
Cellular component (GO): actin filament
Molecular function (GO): actin filament binding
Source: RefSeq, a predicted model, not a curated record
AAAGGAAGGGGGGGGGGGAAUAGUAAAAUUAGAAAAUUAGAUUUUUUUGUUUCAUUAGAAAUAUUAUAGGUUUGCACCUGUGCUGUUGUAUUCUACAGACCCUGCAGCUGCUGGGGGUAAACUGUCAGGAUGGACAACAUAAGGAAAAAAAUGCAAAGCCUCAAGUAUGAGACGGAUGGAAUGAUAAAAAGUUCCGCUGAAUCCGAGGAUGUUACGAAGGAAUAUAACCGCAGAUCUGAUCAGUGUGAUUGUGACAUCAGAGAUCUCACGAAGAAAAUUUCGAAACUCGAGUGUGCUUUUGAUGAAACACAUGAAAAGCUUCUUAAGGCCAGCACUGAUUUAGAGGUGAAGGAGAAGGAGAUGAAGGAGAAGGAAGAAGAUCUUUCUACACUCUCCAGGAGGAUCAUUCUCAUGGAGGAGGAGGUGAAAAAGUCCGAGGAUAAGCUUGCAAAGACGACUCUAGACCUGGGACUGGAGAGUAAGCGAGCUGACAGAAUACUAAAGACAGUCAAUACUCUGAACUCAAGAUCAAUGAGCAAUGAGAUGGAGAUUGAGCAGAUGAACAUGCAGGAGAAGGAGGCCAAGGCUAUGUGGCAGGAUGCGGACAAGAAGUAUGACGAGAUCAGCCGUAGACUUGGGGUCAUGGAGGAGGAACUAAGGAAAGCUGUGGAAAGAGUUGAAAACUCAGAUAAAAGGGUGAGAAUAUAAAAAUGUACAGCUGGGUGGUUUUUAUAAAGUUUG